AUGAUGAACAAUUUCAGUAGGUUACCUCGAGACAUCAUUGAUACAUGCAUCCUUCCAUGCCUCGAUGGCGAAACCCUAAUCGCUUUAUCCUCACUCUCCUAUGAAUUCUUCCCCUUGAUCAACGAGGAUCAGUGGCGGAACAUUUGCAUCUCCACAUGGCCUAGCUUGCUGUUGUAUCGUCCGAAAAUCCUCUCUAAGAUGAUCUCCAUGUUUCCCGAUGGUUACCGUUCGUUCUUCUCCGACGCAUUCCCUUCCAUUCACCAUCCUAAUACUCCUCCUCCUCCUCCACCUCACCGUGCAAAUUUCAACUAUGCCAUCGAUAUAUUUUUACAGGGAGAACAAGAAGAAGAACGACAACCUUUGUAUGCAAAUGUUCAAUAUCAAUACAUAAACAUAAAAACAUGUCGGCAUUCAACAAAGAAAAACAAAAAAAAACAAAAAAACGUAUCCACAGGUGGCAGCAAUGCUUUUAAAUUAUUUCCUAAUACUUGUUAUUCAUUAUAUCCUAAUUUGAAAUUUAUUCCGGUAAAGAAAGAUGGGUGUGAGGAAUAUUUGAAAGAAAAAUUGAAGCUAAGUUGUGUGCUUGUAUCAUCUAGAUAUGAUCUAAUACCUAGAAGAAACCGUGCAUGGGGCUUGUUUAGUUCUAGUUGUAAACCUGAUGUUUAUGUUUCAACUAGCAAAAGAUGGGCUGUUGCGACGUAUGAGACGGUGAUGCCGGGGCUUUUUAAGUAUUAUACGGAGAUGGUGAAGUUUCAGAUGGAUGUUAAUUGCCGCUGGGAAGAUGGAGAAGAAGAUAGGUUCUAUGUUAGUUAUAUUAUGUUUAGAAUGAAAGACAUGAAUGGAAAACUUGUGAAGGAGGAGGAUGCUGCCAAAGUUCUGCUCAAUGCUAUUGAAAAUGGGGAGAGGAAGAAGAAAUAA
This is a messenger RNA of Trifolium pratense (red clover), 918 nucleotides long. RefSeq names its product F-box protein At2g27310-like. Bases 1 to 918 code for a protein of 305 amino acids. The record is from RefSeq and is a predicted model, not a curated record. The transcript has a single exon. NCBI's taxonomy places the organism in Eukaryota, Viridiplantae, Streptophyta, Magnoliopsida, Fabales, Fabaceae.